Messenger RNA from Larimichthys crocea (large yellow croaker), 1128 nucleotides. RefSeq names its product melatonin receptor type 1B-like. The transcript has 3 exons. Gene Ontology annotation, molecular function: melatonin receptor activity. Gene Ontology annotation, biological process: G protein-coupled receptor signaling pathway. Bases 1 to 1128 code for a protein of 375 amino acids. NCBI's taxonomy places the organism in Eukaryota, Metazoa, Chordata, Actinopteri, Sciaenidae. The record is from RefSeq and is a predicted model, not a curated record. Gene Ontology annotation, cellular component: plasma membrane.
AUGUCCAUGCAAGAAGAAGACCAACUGCUGGAGAUCGCAAAUGACGGCGCCAGUGUUCGAGACAACAACUCUGACGGUGUUCGGGAUAAAGUCAUGGCAGUAUGGCAAUACCAGAGAUCGCUAACACAGCGCGUGAAAAACCCUGUUGCCAUUGCCAACAUCCUAUCUGUGGAAGCCGGGGUUUUCUGCAGUGACAGCCACCAAAACAAGUUUCACCAUUUCAAUGACAAUCUGUUUCCUCUCCUUCUGUUCUUUACAGGAAAUGUGUUUGUGGUGAGUCUGGCCUUCGCUGACUUGGUGGUUGCAUUCUACCCCUACCCUCUGGUUUUGUAUGCCAUCUUCCAUGAUGGUUGGUCACUGGGGGACGCCCAGUGCAAGGUGAGUGGCUUCCUGAUGGGCUUGAGUGUCAUUGGCUCCAUUUUCAACAUAACAGGCAUUGCUAUCAACCGCUACUGUUACAUCUGCCACAGCUUCAGCUACGACAAGCUGUAUAGCUAUCGCAACACGCUGCUACUGGUGGCACUCAUCUGGCUUCUGACAGUUGUAGCCAUUGUGCCCAACUUCUUUGUCGGGUCACUGCAAUACGACCCUCGCGUCUACUCAUGCACAUUUGCACAGACAGUCAGCACCUCAUACACCAUUACAGUGGUGGUUAUCCAUUUCUUUGUUCCCAUUGCUGUGGUCACCUUCUGCUACUUGCGUAUCUGGAUCUUGGUCAUCCAGGUGAGGCGGAAGGUAAAGUCAGAGGUCCGUUCACGCAUCAAGCCCAGUGACCUAAGGAACUUUAUCACCAUGUUUGUGGUGUUUGUGCUAUUUGCCAUUUGUUGGGCACCACUCAACUUUAUUGGGCUUGCUGUGGCUAUUAACCCUGAAGCAGUGGUACCUCGCAUCCCAGAGUGGCUCUUUGUGGUCAGCUACUUCAUGGCUUACUUCAACAGUUGCCUUAAUGCCAUCAUCUAUGGCCUGCUGAACCAGAACUUCCGCAGGGAGUACAAGCGCAUCAUCAUGUCUGUGUGGAUGCCACACCUCUUCUUCCAGGAGACAUCGCGGGGGGGUACUGAGGCCAUGAAGAGUAAACCCUCACCAGGACUCAAUAAUAAUGAGCAAGUAAAAGCAGAGACUCUGUGA